This is a messenger RNA of Meleagris gallopavo (turkey), 1473 nucleotides long. The record is from RefSeq and is a predicted model, not a curated record. NCBI's taxonomy places the organism in Eukaryota, Metazoa, Chordata, Aves, Galliformes, Phasianidae.
GAGCGGGUGAGGAGCAGCGCGGCGAUGUGGCGCUCAAACGGGAACUGCGGCGGCCGCGGCGUGACCCCAAACCGGGAAUGGAGACCCCGGAGUGGGGCAGCAGCGCGCUGUAGGGCCUCAGAACGACCAAAGGGGACCCCAGAGCCUCAAACCGGGACCCCGAAGUGAUGAAGGAGGACGCGGAGGAGACGGAGAGCCCCACGGCGUCGAAGUGGGUCCCCAUAACUUCAAACGGGGAUCCCAGUUGGGUCCCCAUAUCCUCAAACUGGGAUCCCGCAGCAUCGAAGUGGGUCCCCAUAUCCUCAAACCGGGACACUGUGGUGACAAAGGAGGAUCCCCCCUCCUCAAAUGAAGCCCCUGCGGCAGAGUGGGGCCCCAAAAUGCCCCCUGAGGGGCGCCCCGUGGAAGAAUGGGACCCCAGAGCAUCUCCCACUGUGGACCCCACAGCAGAACCUGACCCCGAAACGUCCAAAUGGAUCCCAGUGUCCUCAAACGGGGACUGCAAAGCGAUGAGGAGGGACCCAAAGCCCUCCAGCGGAGACCCCACGGCAGAACCUGACCCCAAAGCGUCCAACUGUGCCCCUACGUCUUCAAGUUGGGCCCCCAGAGCGGUGCUGUGGAACCCCACAUCCACAAACGAAGACCCCACAGCAGAACUGAACCCUGAGCAGCACCACAGGGCAGAGUGGGACCCCGCAGCCCCUAUGGAAGAAGACCAGGACCCCAGGAGCCACCAGGGUUCACCCCACAACAGAACCUGACCCUGAGCAGCACCGCGUGGCAGGGUGGGACCCCUCGCCCCCUAUGGAAGAAAACCAGGACCCCACGACCCACCAAAUCCGCCUCACGACAGAACCGGUCCCCACACCUUACAGGGACCCCCUCGACGCCGAGGAGGACCCCCCCCUCCCCAUGGCUGCGGUGGAAUCCAUGUUGGCCGCGGUGGCCGCCAGCCCCGUCCGCGUCCGCAGCCAACAGCAGGGAGACCCCGAGCUGACGGCAGCCGAGCGGCACCGCGAGCUGCGGGCGCUUUUCCUCCGCAAACCCCUCGUCUUCCUCGAGCGCUUCCACGGAGCCCUGAGGCCUGAACACCUGCCCUGCUUCGCCCACCUCCCCCCCUGCUACGAGGUCGCUUUUUACUGCCGCCAGGUGCGGGGUCGAAGGCGGCAGAGCCCCGAAAACGGGGCAACCCGUUGGCCUCGAAGGCCCGGAGCCCGAACACGACUGAGGAACCGACGCUACGCGGCCCUGCGGCAGCUCAUCGCAGGAGGCGAAUACUUCAGCGAGGAGGAGAUGAGAGCGCGGGAGCCACUGCUGUACGAGCAUUACAUCGGGCAGUACCGUGAUGCCCAGACCCCCCUCGGGACCCCCACAUGUCCCCCCCCCACCGGGACCCCCCUCCGGGACCACGUGGGCUGCGGCGCUGCUGCGGUCGGUGGAGGAGGCGGCGGUGCAGCAGAGGCUGCAGAGACA